CUGCUCCUCCUACCUCCGCCCCCUCUCCACCGCCGCCGCCGCGCCGCCCUCCCUCGCCACGCGAGCGAUCCCUCCACCAUCACCGUCAAGGGCGUCAAGAUCUCAGCUCGCCCUCUCUACCUCGAUAUGCAGGCCACCACCCCCCUCGAUGCCUCGCGUCCUCGACGCCAUGCUCCCCUUCUACCUCCACCGCUUCGGCAACCCCCACUCCCGCACCCACCUCUACGGAUGGGAGUCCGAGUCCGCCGUCGAAACCGCCCGUUCCCAAAUCGCCGACCUGGUCGCCGCAAACCCUAAAGAACUCUUCUUUACCUCCGGCGCUACUGAAUCCAACAACAUCUCAGUCAAGGGCGUCAUGCACUUCUACAAGGACAAGAAGCGCCACGUCAUCACCACGCAGACCGAGCACAAGUGCGUCCUUGAUUCCUGCAGGUACCUGCAGCAGGAAGGGUUUGAUGUUACUUAUCUUCCGGUGAAACCCGAUGGGCUUGUGGAUCUUGACCUGCUGCGGUCUUCUAUUCGGCCGGAUACUGGGCUUGUUUCGAUCAUGGCAGUGAAUAAUGAGAUUGGCGUGGUUCAGCCGAUGGAGGAGAUUGGAAGGAUUUGUAAGGAGAAGGGGGUUCCUUUUCAUACGGAUGCUGCUCAAGCUCUUGGUAAGAUUCCGAUUGAUGUUGAUAAGAUGAAUAUUAGUUUGAUGUCUUUGAGCGGGCAUAAGAUUUAUGGGCCGAAGGGUGUUGGAGCGCUUUAUGUUCGUCGGAGGCCAAGGAUCAGGGUUGAGCCGCAAAUGAGUGGAGGCGGGCAGGAGAGAGGGAUUCGGAGCGGGACAGUUCCCACUCCGUUAGCUGUUGGGUUCGGAGCUGCUUGUGAGAUUGCAAAGAAGGAGAUGGAGUAUGAUAGUAAGAGGAUUUCUGCGUUACAGGAAAGACUAUUGAAGGGGGUUCGGGCAAAACUGGAUGGUGUAGUGGUGAAUGGGAGUGAGGAACAUCGAUAUGCAGGGAAUUUGAACUUGUCUUUUGCUUAUGUUGAAGGGGAGAGCUUGUUGAUGGGGUUGAAGGAGGUGGCGGUUUCGAGUGGGAGUGCAUGUACAAGUGCGAGUUUGGAGCCUUCUUAUGUUUUGAGAGCGCUCGGGGUUGAUGAGGAUAUGGCUCACACUUCGAUUAGGUUUGGAAUUGGGAGGUUUACGACGGAGGAGGAGAUUGAUCGGGCAGUGGAGCUUACAGUGAGGCAGGUGGAGAAGUUGAGGGAGAUGAGCCCCCUUUAUGAGAUGGUGAAGGAGGGGAUUGAUAUUAAGAGUAUCCAAUGGGCACAACAUUGAGGUGAUGAAGAAAACGAGGAAAGAUGAUGAAGAAGAUGAGGAGGGGAGGGCUGAUGCUGUCUACAUCAGGUUUUCUCGCUCCUUUUCUUUAUUCUAAGCUAUUGGGUGCAUCAUUAUGUGUUAAAUUUUGAUGAUAUAAAUGCUUGUAUAUGCACUACACAUCCAGGGAGACAUCUUUUCUUCAAAUGUGCACUUUGUAUGGAGCUUGUUAGCGACUUGUAUGAAUAAUAAUUAUAUGUGGUUAUCUAUUUAGCUGUGAUAACCCUAAUUAUUGUGAAGAAAAGUCACUUCUUUGGUCAUGUAUGGCCAAGUCACUUCUUUGGUCAUGUAUGGCCUCUGGAUCAUGUUAUGAUCAUAGUUCAGUAAUUAUGUGAUUGAAGACAUGUGUUGUUGAAUGGUUUGCUAAUGAUGCUCACGGAUUUGUUUAA
This is a messenger RNA of Asparagus officinalis (garden asparagus), 1743 nucleotides long. Its product is annotated as cysteine desulfurase, mitochondrial. NCBI's taxonomy places the organism in Eukaryota, Viridiplantae, Streptophyta, Magnoliopsida, Asparagales, Asparagaceae. The transcript has a single exon. The record is from RefSeq and is a predicted model, not a curated record. Gene Ontology annotation, molecular function: pyridoxal phosphate binding; cysteine desulfurase activity. Gene Ontology annotation, biological process: [2Fe-2S] cluster assembly. Gene Ontology annotation, cellular component: mitochondrion; cytosol. The coding region runs from base 149 to 1315 and encodes 388 amino acids.